AUGCUGCCCGGAUCGAUGAAGGAGCCGCUGGUAUCCAAGGGUGAGACCACGGUGGUCAAGUCGAAACUCUGGUUUGGCUACCUGCCGCUCUGGCAGGAGACCGUCCCGCUGCAUCCAAAUGGCAAGAUCGACACCGUUCGGCUCAUCGCCAACAUCAUGGCUGGCCUCAUCAUCGGCAUCCGCCAGACGCUCUCGGCUAUCGUGUCUGCCACCCUCGUCUUUACCACGACCAGCAACCAGACGGUGGUCGACAUGUUUCCCUUUGGUAUCUCCAUGAUGUGGUGGUCGACCGUUGCGGGCACUGUAUGGUACGGCAUCUUUGGGCGGCUCCAGUACAACACCUCCGCCACGCAAGAGGUGUGCGCCAUCUUGUACGGCGCGAUGGCAGGCAAGGCUGCAACUUUUCUCGAGGACACUCCCGACAAAAUCCCGCCGACGGUCCUUGCGCUGAUAGUCACGGGGACCAUCCUCACUGGCUUUGGCACCGUGGCCUUUGGAAAGCUGGGGAUCGGCAAGAUGAUGCUGUCCUUCCCGACACCGGUGACCAAUGGAUUCCUUGGCACCAUUGGCUUCUUCCUUGUCAAACAGGCCCUCCAGAUUACUUCCGGCGUGAAGUUCGUUCACUUCUACCCCAUUUCAUUCUCCGCCUUUUUCGCGAUGCGCAGCGUGUUGCCGCUCCUGUGCCUAUUUGCCAUGGUGAUGGUGAUGCGUAAGGGGCCCAGGCUGCUCGGCAGCGCCUUCCCCAAGAGCAAGGCGGUCAAGAAGCUUGGUGGCCUCUUCUGCCAGCUCUCCCCGCUCUUCGUUUUCUACAUCGUCAUCGGAAUCGGCCGGAUGGAUCUCGACACGCUCGGAGAGGCGGGCUGGGUCUACCCUGCGCAGGCGCCCCAGAGCUUCACCACGCUCUGGACCACGUACAAGCUCUCCGAUGCCGACUGGGGUGUCGUGGCCGCGUGUGUCCCCGACUUUGGGUCGCUGGUGCUCAUGUCCGCGCUCUGCACCAUGACGGGCGUCCUCGGCAUCACGGGCAAGUUCCCAACAGGGCCCGACGGCGACCCGGCACCCGACGAGGGGGCCGACUUCGACAUGGAGCUGGCGACGGUCGGCGUGGGUGCUGUGUUCACGGGGCUGACAAAUGGUGUCGUCACUUUCCACCGCCUGGGAAGCUCCAUCCAGAUCCGGAUGGAUGGCGGGACUCACCGCAUAGCUGUCUUCUCCUCGGCGGCUUUUGUUGGCGUCUUCUUCUUUUCCGGCAUUCCGCUCGGCCACUACAUCCCGAAGUUCUUCCUCGGGGGGCUUUUCAUGUCAAGCGGUGUCUCCUUCAUGGAGUCUGUCAUCUUCUCUUACCAGUCGAUGGCCUCCUCCGGUCUCACCCUGUUCGGCUCUGACGUGCCCACCUGGGAGUAUUUUGGCUCGCUCCUCUGCAUAGCUACUGCCGCCUACACGUCGCCCCUUGGUGGUAUCGCUGCCGGUCUCCUCGUGAGCGUCCUGAGCUUCCUCGCCUCUAGCUCGAGCAGCACGCCAGUGAGCAGCGUGUCCGACGGCCGUUUCACCAUGGGACGGACGUUCCGCCCCAUCUGGGAGCUAAAGGCGUUGCGGACCUACGGAGAUCGGAUCGCGAUCCUCUACCUGCAGGGUCAGCUCUUCUUUGGCUCUGGGCAGCGACUCGCGUCGCUCAUCGCGGAGGCGGUAGAGAGCAGGCACCACCUUUCAUACUGCAUCCUCUCAUUCGCGAAGGUGUCCGGUAUGGACGUCUCGGCAGUUGACUUCCUGCGCAGCGUGCAGCGAAAGGUGGCGCGCAAGGGCUGCAAGCUCAUCUUCUGCCGCAUGGAGAAGGAGGUCUUCUCGGCGCUGUCGGCAGCCAAGCUCAUCAACUCCCCGAGCAAGGAGCUGCGCGACGUCAUUGCGGGCACCGUCGAGCAGCCGAGAGCUAUGUCGAUACCCAAUGCUAUCCCCGAGGACGAGGAGUUCGUCGACCAGGAGGACGUCCACGACAUCGGCCUCGGCCACCGCAAGACCCAAAUCCUGAUGCUGCGCAAAGAUGUCACAUUCGAGCCACUCGAGCCGUUUGGCCAGGGGAAUGACGAUGCGUUCGACCACGAGACGGACGCCCUCGACUUCUGCGCCGAGAAGGUCGUGAAGGAGGUUGUUUACUUUCAAGGUGCCAAGCUCGACCCGCAGUUGUUGCAGUUCCGCGCCGCCUGCGAGACGGGGACGAGGAUCACCGAGAGCACCUUCGAGAGCCUCAACUCUCUACCGAAGGGCUUGAUGGCCGAGAUCAAGCCGUCCUGCAAGGUGCUCAAAGACAAGACCUCGGUCUACUUUAUCUUUAAGGGGGCUGUCUCCAUGGUGGACUCGAUCCAGCUGAACAAGGCUAGGGAGGGUUCCUCGCUGGCCUUCACGCUCAACGUAGGCGUCAAGGGGUUCCACGGGCGCGGCGGAAAGCGCUUGCGAAAGCGUUACCCGCCGGGCACUGUGGUCGGCAAGAUGGCGUUUGCACUCAACCGGACCGGGCGAAUGCUCGACGACGGCGUGCAGUCGGAGCUCGUCGUCUCGAGCAGGCAAGCGUACGGAACGACCGCCGAGCUCUGGGAGCUUACCGCUGAAUCGUGGGACUCGCUCUCGGAGGAGAUCCAGAAUGCGUUGCGCGACCUGCUCAUCGUCCAGCAAGCGGAGGAGCGGCAGCACACCUUCCUCUGCGGCGAGUAA
This is a messenger RNA of Emiliania huxleyi CCMP1516, 2706 nucleotides long. RefSeq lists its product as hypothetical. The coding region runs from base 1 to 2706 and encodes 901 amino acids. Lineage: Eukaryota; Haptophyta; Isochrysidales; Noelaerhabdaceae. The record is from RefSeq and is a predicted model, not a curated record. Gene Ontology annotation, cellular component: membrane. The transcript has 5 exons.